Molecule: messenger RNA, 1814 nt
Organism: Mya arenaria
Lineage: Eukaryota; Metazoa; Mollusca; Bivalvia; Myida; Myidae
Exons: 2
Coding region: 718-1296 (192 amino acids)
Source: RefSeq, a predicted model, not a curated record
UUCCGCAAGCUCUGUUUACGGACUAUUGAACUUUUAAGUGACACUCUUGUUUGAAUUCAAUACAUCCACGUGUUUAACAAACAUAAUUUUGAGUGAUAAACCUUUAACUUCUGACUAAAUAAUGCAUUUAUGGAAAAUAUUAAUAAUGGAUAACAAGAUCGUGCAUUUAAUAGCGCUGAAAACGAACAAAUAUAAGAUGACCGAUGAAUGCUUCAAGAUUUACAGUGAUUAACUAUCGUCUCAUAAGAUUGCUGCCAGCGACAUGUAGACACUGUAAAUACACAAGAUAACAGGAGAAAUGAGUUGCUUAAGACAAACAUUAAUCAACGAAAGUAAACCUGUCGAAACCUAUGGAUAUCUAAAUCCUAAAUACACAAAUAUAUGAACACAUACGAUAAAAAACAAAGAGGUAAAUUUGACAGGAAACUUUCAUUUUAUAUCAACGUGUCAAGUUUGUGUCCCAAGUGUUCUGUGCGUUUCAAGGAUUUACAGCUCUUACUGGAAUGUUUCGGUCCAAGGAGUUUACUUUACAAUUUGAGUCAAUUGAUUUAAAGAUUCUUUAGGGAAUUUAGUUUCUGCAUAUUUUCGGAAUUGUUUGCGUUCAUUCCAAGGGAUAUAGGUUCGAUCGUUUGAGGAAUAUAGCUCUGUGCAUUGAGAUAAUACUUGGCCAAACAUUUCAACGAUUUUAAAAACUUAAGAUUCGGUGCUCACUUCGAUAUGGCGUUCAUGGUGACCUAUCACUCCUUGUCAAAAAAUAACAUCAGAAAUUUGUACAGUGGUCUACCGGAGGAAAUUAAUCUGCGCGUAUCGACUGCUCCAAGCCUCUUGACUCCUCAACAGCGCAUCCACGAGAAAUAUCGCUGCCGCAGCCCGGAACAACGCUUCCUGCGGGAACGUUACCUCGAGUAUGACUCGGAAAACCACAUCCGGGUUCCGCGGGCACCCGCUUUUCGUCAGAUGCCGCGCUCCGAAGUCGACAAGAUGGUGAUACGCCUGUGUGAGCCUACAGUUAGCAAGCGCCGAAGGGCGUCGGACAUUUGUGAAAGGGAAGUUAAGCGGUCAUUUAUCGAGAAGUGCCGGAAAUGCCGAGCGUUUUCCGCCCGUCCUUCGGUCAACAGGGAACAGGCAGAUCAGAUAACUGCCCGACUUCUCGUGCCGACCAUGUCUGCAAGUGUCCGACGGAGCGCAAGUUCGUUGAGGGGAGAAACGGGCUCUGAGGGGAAACUUUCCUGUGAUAAAUGUGCGCUUGGGCCGUCGGGUAGAUUCGCCAGAGAUUUCCAUAUUUAUAAUGUUUAGAGAAGGAUAAUAAAGCUUUUAGUGUUUGACAUUUCAUUGAUAAGUAAAGUAUAUAUUUAAGUAAUUUAUUUCGCUGGCUAAAACGUAUAUAAAUAGUCAUAUAUUUAUUCAUAGACAACUGAAUAUCGAUACCACUGCCUUUGUAUGUACUGCAUUUCAGAAGUUAAGGUAAUACAUCCAUUAUUAAUACAAUUAAUUGCUACGGGUUAAGUUUCGUUUUAAAAUAACAAAAUGUUAAAUUGGAUUGUUUUUAAAGUAUUGACUUACAGCGUUUUUUUAUACAGGCAUAAUGUUAUUUAAUAAACAAAUACAUGAAAUUGCUAUAAAAUCAUAGAAAAAAGGCUUUAUUACCUCCAUAUUAAAAUCAUAUAAUAAUAGAAGCGUCACUUGUAAAACUAGUCAAUAUAAAGAAAUAAUCUCGAUGUCAAUUUCUAAAAUACACUUACACACAUUUGCAUACUAAUGAUGGAUUGCUUACCUUAAUAUACAUAUUAGUUUAUAAAUUCUUUACAAAAGGA